CAGGACAAAACGGUACGUGAGGGGCGUGGUUAUCUUAACUGGUUCCGGUUUGAUAACGCAGCAGGAACAUUACGUAUCAAUAAAACAGUAAUUAUUUACACUGGAGAGCUGAAACAACCCGCGAAAGGUUUUCCACCCACUGACCAGGGGGCUAAGAUGACGUCGUCGGUGGCCAACAGAGCAAUAGGAGCCAUUGUUGGAUCAGCUGUUGCAGAUGCUGCAGCUCAGCCUCUCCACUGGGUGUAUGAUCUCCAGAAACUGAAGGGGAUCUUGGCUCAGGAUCCGAACCCGGAGUUCCGCUCCGAGUCGGCCAAUCCCUUCUAUCGGAGGCAGACGGGCCAGCAGAGCUGCUACGGAGACCAGGCUUAUGUGCUGCUGGAGUCCCUUUCAGAGUGUGGAGGUCUGAAUGUUGAUGAUCUGAAGCAGCGGACUCUGAAAUUCUUUGGGCCAGGGUCAGAGUAUGACACGCCGGUCAAUGAUCCGUACCGAGACCGGAAUGGCCCCAGACCUCAGCUGCCUAUUGAAGGACCAUGGAGACAAGCGAGCUUGAAGAGUUUCUUGAAGAACGUCGAUGCGGGCAAAGAGGAGACGGGCUGUGAGAUGGACUGUCAGAUUGACGGCAUAGCCAAGCUGGCUCCUAUAGUGGCUUUUUACGCCGGACACCCGGACAUGCUGGAAAAGGUUGAACAGGCCAUCCGAGUCACCCAGAACAACGACGAAUGUGUCGCCGAAACUCUGGCGGCCGCAAGGUUUCUGGAGCGUUUCAUCCUGACUGGUCCAGACCCAAAAGCUUUGGAUGUGGUGCUAAAUCAGCUCAGUGACCCCAGCAGAAAGCAGCCGCAGGACUUGGACAAAGCAGUGAUUGGGCACAUUCAUCAAGUGAAGGAGAAUUUGUCGAAGCCUCCACAGGAGCUGAUCCCCGCUGUGUUUCCCAACACAUGAGGUUUGCCAGGUGCAUUCCAGGCAGCGAUGCACGGCGUCCUGACAGCCACACGGUUUGAGACGGCCGUCAGAGACACCAUGAGCUGUGGAGGGUGCACCUGCAGCAGAGCCUCCUUCAUCGGAGCAUGCGUUGGAGCCCAGAUCGGGCUUGAAGGAAUCCCGGCGUCGUGGCUCAGCAGAACCUCACGAUCCGCCGCCGUGCUGGAGCACGCCAAGAAGGUCACCGGCCACCACCUGUAAGACCGCGGUCCGCAGCGUGAGGUGGACGAGAGCGACGUGAAAAACUGUUGGGCUUUUGCAGAGCUGCUAAUGAAGGCUUUUGUCUAAACUUAGGUGUGACAGGAGCCAGAUGUUUUUGUCUCUGUAAAAGUUAAACACGUUGGGUUCAGAUGUACCGGAAAAGAGUUUCAUUUUUCUUCACGUAUUAAUUUAAAACUUGAUCAGGAGCUGUGUCUAUUAUUGUUGACAAUAACUCUUGUGUAGACCCCCAUUCAGUUUUUUUGGUUUUCUUUACAUCUUUGAUUUAAGCACAUGUAACCAGACUGAUUAAAUAUAAUUGUCAUUAAUUAAAGCUUAUUAAUCCCAAUUAAUUCUUGCUUUAGGUUAUUAUGUGUAGCCCAAAUAAAUAAAACUGCGACUACUUAAAUCAUCAGGGUAACAGAAAAAACCCACUGCAGAUCUACAGUAAAACGACACAGCUUGCUGAGGCUUUAAUGAACGACCUUUGAUGAUUUUAGCUGCAGAAAUGAGCUUUUAAGUUGUUUUCUUGAUGGAGGUUUCAGCUUCAGUAAUUGAUAAUAGUCCAAGUUCUUUCCAAAUAAAAGCAAAUCUGUUUUAAAUCCUUUCUGUGCAUUUUUGAAACAUAUUUUUGUCUGUUAGAUUUUGCUGUAAUAGAGAAGUUUUUGUGUGAAUUUUCUAAUACUUUAUUAUAGAGACAUGGUUAAAAUGUCUGCUAACAGACUUUCUGCUGCAAAUCUGUUAACAAUCUUUGUCAUCACUAGACAUAACAUUUCACAUAAUCAAAAGUCAUAGAAAUAAAUGCUGUAA
Molecule: messenger RNA, 1989 nt
Organism: Gambusia affinis (western mosquitofish)
Lineage: Eukaryota; Metazoa; Chordata; Actinopteri; Cyprinodontiformes; Poeciliidae
Product: crystallin J1A-like
Exons: 10
Source: RefSeq, a predicted model, not a curated record